Molecule: messenger RNA, 2151 nt
Organism: Hirsutella rhossiliensis
Lineage: Eukaryota; Fungi; Ascomycota; Sordariomycetes; Hypocreales; Ophiocordycipitaceae
Product: phosphatidylinositol 3- and 4-kinase domain-containing protein
Exons: 6
Coding region: 1-2151 (716 amino acids)
Biological process (GO): endosome organization; Golgi organization; phosphatidylinositol phosphate biosynthetic process
Cellular component (GO): fungal-type vacuole membrane; plasma membrane; trans-Golgi network
Molecular function (GO): 1-phosphatidylinositol 4-kinase activity
Source: RefSeq, a predicted model, not a curated record
AUGCCUCGCGACCGGCCCGCCACGACAGGCUACGAACGCCUUACCCAGGCCGAUCAGAUCAGCGACGACUCCGACGAUGACUUCCUCGCCGAAUCCUCUGCCUCCCUCCAGCCCGCCUCCGCGCCCCGCCAUGCGCCGAUAACCCAGCCGUACCACCGCUCAGGCGUGUCGAGUCCGAGGCGCAAUUCCUCGAGACCAAAGUUCCGACACCGCGGAGGGAGCAACGCUGGCGUCGACCUCAAAGCCAUCAACGCGAGACUCGAACGCUGGGCCGAUGAAAUCGCCUCUCGCUUCAAGCGUGGCAGGGGCAAGAGCCAGCUGGGCGAGGAGGACCGCUUGGAGAUCCACCACUCCGUCUUCCAACCUCCCGACGGCGUCCGCCCAAUCUCUGCCGAGGCCAUGGCCGAGCCACCGCCUGGCUUCAUGACAAAGGCUGAGUUUGACGCCGUCGUCGAAAGCGUCCGCACCGCCAUCCGCCAGGAAAUACACCCAAGCAUGAUAUCGCAGGGCAGCUCGGGCAGUUACUUUGCCCGGAAUCCAGAUGGCAAGAUUGUGGGCGUCUUCAAGCCCAAGGAUGAGGAGCCCUAUGCCGCCGGGAACCCCAAGUGGAACAAGUGGAUUCACAGGAAUCUGUUUCCGUGCUGUUUUGGACGAGCUUGUCUUAUCCCGAAUUUGUCCUACGUCAGCGAAGCAGCUGCCUACGUCCUCGACUGCCAACUCCGAACCCAUCUUGUCCCAUACACGGACGUCGUGUGGCUCUCGUCCAAGUCGUUCCACUAUCCAUUUUGGGAUCGCCGGAGGUUCUAUCGAAAGAAGAAGCCUUUCCCGGCCAAGCCAGGCAGCUUCCAAGUCUUCCUCAAAGGCUUCAAGGACGCCAACGUCUUUCUGCGAGAGCACCCCUGGCCGGAUCAGUACCUAUCGGGCUUCAGAGCCAACGACACGCAUAGGAACAAGAGGAAGCGAUGGACGGAAAGCUGUCGGCCAUCAACAUCUGGCUCGCCCAACGACCAGGACUCUAGUGACGACGAGAGCCAGACUCCGAGGGACGAACCAUCGGGUCCCCCUCGGUUCGUGUGGACCGAGCCGCUCAAGCAGUCGUUUCGCGAGGAGCUUGAGAAGCUGGUGAUUUUGGAUUACAUCAUGAGGAACACGGAUCGGGGACUCGACAAUUGGAUGGUCAAGGUGGACUGGGAGGCAGGCAAGGUGUCUCUGGUGUCAGAGCCUGUGCCUCCCUCGGCCGCCCGGGCCUCGUACCCCUACAAAGCCCAGAAGCCCAUGGACGCGUCGAGCCAGCGGUCGACCGGAAGCGAGCCCAAGAUGUCCAUCGGCGCCAUCGACAACUCCCUAUCGUGGCCGUGGAAGCACCCGGAUGCUUGGCGAAGCUUUCCCUUCGGCUGGCUCUUUCUGCCUGUUGAUCUGAUUGGCCGCCCCUUUUCGCAAAAGACGCGAGACCAUUUCCUCCCGCUGCUCACCUCGACCGCCUGGUGGAGCCAGACGCAGAUGGCCCUCAAGCGGGUCUUUCAAGUCGACGACGACUUUCAGGAGCGCAUGUUUGCCAAGCAAAUCGCCGUUAUGAAGGGCCAAGCGUGGAACGUCGUCGAGGCCCUCAAGUCGUCGGACCACGGGCCGCUGGAGCUGACGCGCCGCGCCCGGGUGUGCGUCUGGGACGACCUCGUCGACGUGCCCGUGGCGUCCAUGGACGAGGCGGACAUAGCAAGCUCGGCGCCGGCGGACCAUGGGCCCGCCGAGGAUCUGCUUGGCUUCGCGAGCGCCCCCGUCGACAUGCCCCGCUCGGGACGAUUCGAACUGUCCAGCCCUGGUGGUGAAGGCACACAGUCGCCGCCCAACGAGUCGCCUCUAAACGGUGCCGACGCCGCCGACAAGCAGGGCAACGCGCCGCCGCUGGAGCCCAAGAGCACGGGUAGCUACCAGGGCCCCACGCGGAGCCUCAACGUCUACGAGCCCCCACGCCGCAACGGCAUGGCGCACCAGCAUUAUGGGGGCGACACGCACGACGCGCACGAUAGCGACGACCUUGACGGAGAUCUGGGCUAUGCCGCCGCCGAGGGCCAGAUGGGCAACCAGCGCAAGGUCAUUGUGGAGCGCCUCGAGGCCGUCAAGAGCAGGAACCCUGUCUUUACCUGGUGCUGA